AUGGCACCCUCAUCCACCAUCACCGUUGAUACUGUUCCCCUCACGCCCUCCGCCUUCGCACCUUUCGGCACCGUCCUGAUCUCCCCACUCUCCUCCGCUACCACGACCCCACCAACCCCUCCGCCCCGCGGCUCCAUCUCCGCAAACCAAGGCACCGCCCUCAAAUUCCCCGACAUAGCACCUGUCACAUCCAUUUACCAUACCUCUCCGAGUGGUGCCCUCGCCAAGCCGUCUAUGAGUCUCUUCUCCUGCUUCGCACGAGCUCUCCGCACAUCCAAUGGCCGGCAAAUCUUCGACGUCAAAGUCCUAGAACGACAUCCUUUCACUACGCAAACAUUCAUACCCCUCGCUACCUCCUCCCCCUCUUCCUCAGUCACCACCUCUACCACCAAAUCCAUCAUCAUUGUCGCACCCACCCUUCCCACCCCUCCUCCUCCCCCGCCUUCGCCCCCAAACCUAACGCCCUACUCUCCACAGCUUCAAUCGAAACAAGGCGGGCCGCCCGAUCUAAAGAAUCUGAAAGCCUUUAUGGCAGAGCCGGGUAUGGGCGUCACGUAUGGAGUGGGGACGUGGCAUGCACCUAUGGUUGUGGUGGGAGGGAGGGUGGAUUUUGUGGUGGUGCAGCAUGUUAGUGGGAGGGGGGACGAAGAUUGUCAGGAAGUGGAUGUGCAAGGGGUGGAGGUGGUGGUGGAAGGAGCAGAGAGGGCAAAGUUGUGA
Molecule: messenger RNA, 717 nt
Organism: Letharia columbiana
Lineage: Eukaryota; Fungi; Ascomycota; Lecanoromycetes; Lecanorales; Parmeliaceae
Exons: 1
Coding region: 1-717 (238 amino acids)
Biological process (GO): allantoin catabolic process
Molecular function (GO): ureidoglycolate hydrolase activity; ureidoglycolate lyase activity
Source: RefSeq, a predicted model, not a curated record